GAGGCCUAUGAAACGCCCUCGCGCCAGGGGAGUUUGGGGGGGAUUGAGCGCUUUGCGCGAGCGCAGGGCAUGUCGAUUGGGCGCGCCCGUCGAGCGUUGCAACCUUUGUUGAGUUACACGUUGCAUAAGCCUCGACGUCGCCGAUUCCCCACUCUCCCCGUGGUGGUGCUUGGGAUGGACGAACAAUGGGUGGCCGACCUAGUGGAAAUGCAAGCCCUGAAAAAGUGGAAUCGCGGGGUGCGGUACCUGUUGACGGUGGUGGACGUGUUGUCAAAAUACGCUUGGGUGGAACCUCUGAAGGACAAGACCGGCAAGGCAGUGGCGGCGGCGUUCGAGCGCAUCCUGAAGCGGGCUAGGGGGCGACAGCCUCUGCGAUUGCAGACGGACGCCGGGAAAGAGUUCUACAACCGCUUGUUUCAGGGUGUGAUGACGCGACACAACAUUCAUCAUUUCUCGACCCGCGGGGAUAUCAAGGCGUCGGUGGUGGAACGAUUCAAUCGUACCUUGAAAGAACGUAUGUACCGUUACUUUACCGCCCGCAACACCUACCGGUACGUGGAUGCCUUACCUUAUUUGGUGCAAGGGUACAACGCCACCAAACAUCGAAGCAUUGGCAUGGCCCCUCGCGACGUGACGCGGGCCGACGAGCGCCAGGUGUGGCAACGUCUGUACGGCAAACGCUUGGCCCGUCGCGUGCGUCCGCAAUGGAAACCGGGCGAUCGCGUCCGAUUACAGAAACAGCACCGGCCGUUCGAGAAAGGGUAUUUGCCCGGGUGGACGGAAGAGGUGUUCAUCAUCGACCGAGCCGUGCCGGGGCCCGUGGCCACCUAUAAAAUCAAGGAGUGGGACGGAGAGCCCAUUGAAGGCACCUUCUACGAACAGGACGUACAGAAAGUCGACGUGCCGGACGACGCUUUGUUUCGCGUGGAGAAGGUGUUGCAGCGGCGACGCCAAGAGGUCAAGGUGCGUUGGAAAGGGUGGCCUCCAAAGUACGACAGUUGGAUUCCCAAGAGUAGUCUGACCCAGUUGUGAUCAGCAUGGAACCGUCGAGUCGGUCGCUGUAUGUUACGCUGCUGAGUAACACCAGCAAGCCAGAGUUUCCCCACAAUACCCCGGCUUCCUUCAAGGUGCGAUUGCCGUACCCCCUGCGCGUCAAGAACUGGCAGGUGGGCGUGGCCGGGGUCUACUUACCCGGACCGCCCAACACGGUGUCGCACGGGGUGACGUCACAUCCCGUGACGUCGCAUCCGACCGCGCCUCUCACGGAACAUCGACAAUCGAAUUUGUACAAGGGUUCGAGGAACCAACGUCUCUUUCGAUGGUACAACCGAGCCCUCAAGGGAACCGAUGGGAGUGAAACGCAAGAGUUCACCUCGACCAUGGAGGACGCCGACAUGCCCGAAGCCGCGACGGGGGUGGAGUUUAUGAAGAGAGUGUUCCGUUGGUGGCAGCAAGAUAGGAUGAAACAACUCAGGACCGGGUAUAACUUUGGCACCACCCAGGUGGACUAUGCCCCUCGGUACGAAUGGAAGGACGAGGCGGGAGUGCCUACGUUCUGGAUCCUGAAUAGUAAAACCGAUGUCACCUACAACAAACCGCGCCCUUACUUGGGGUUCAAUCUGGUGUUGGGGCAAACGAUGGGAUGGGUGGUGAAAAAGGAAGACCAGUCGUACGACCUGGGACCCAAUUUGGUCAUGUACGCGCAUUUGGACCAGCCCAAGGUCCCAAAGGUGGGGGCCGACGCGGAUAAGAACCAAUUGUUCACGUUUUCCAACUACGUGCACGUGAACGGGGGUAUGGUGUAUCUGUCCAUGGUGGUGGAUUGGCAGUUUGUGAAGUUGGACGAAGCCUAUGCCCAGGCCACCACGCACGUGUUCGUCCCUCCCAAGGUCCUGUGGAAUCAUUUCCGAUGGAUUAUGGACGACGAGAGCGUGUGGACGAAAGAGGCGGGCAUUAGCUCCUUGGGGUUUGUCAAUCUGGAAGGCUCCCCCCAUUAUUGGAAGAAGAAGACCAUGGGCAUGACGUUGACGAAAAGCGGCAACAAGUACGAACCCAAGUUUCGUUGGGUCAUCGGCACCACCAAGCUGAGCAAGGCGAACACGUAUCGACUGGUGGUCGAGGUCUACACGACCGACAAGGUCUUGUUUGACAAGACGCGCGUGAGUGCCUACACGAGUUUCUACGUGCGAAUGAUCGAUUCGGCGGUGACAACGCACGUGCAUGAAUACCUGGGCACGCACUUGGUGUAUUACCAUCGCCUCGUGCAAGAUUUCCGGUUGACGUCGUUGUCGGACAGUUCGUCCCGGCUGCACGUCACGGUGACCAUCGACGACGUGCCCACCUCGUACCCGGCCACGUUGACGGAUCAAUGUUACGUGGUGGUCUACGGGUACACCAUCGGGGCGCCGUGGCCACCCAUGAGUCAAGUCGACGACGUGUACGACGAUCAUCCGGUCAUUCAACGAGGCACCACCACCACGUCCACCAGCAGCACCACCGAAACGACCACCCAGCCCACGCAUAAGGGGAGUCAAGACAAACAGAAAAAGACCACGGUGACGCCUGUGUCGCACGGGGAGCCGGCCACGCGUCCGGUGCACCUCUAUUGCAACGUGGGGGAGAGCAGCAUCGUGGGCACGCAGAUCACCAAUUUCUUGCGAGACCUACCCUAUAAAGACCAACCCAUCCGGUGGGAACCGGAACACGUGCAGUAUCACCGGGUGCGUGGAGACACGCUGGAGAUUCUCGAAGUGGAAGUGGCCGAGACGAACGGCCAGUUGAUGACCUUGAACCCGGCGGGAGAGACGCAAGUGACGUUGCAUUUCCAGGCAUGAAUCGCAUCGUGUUGGUCAGCGAUCCGACCAAAGAGUUUCCCACCAACACCACCAGUUCGUUCAAAGUGCGCCUGCCCGUGCCUUUGGAAUUGAAGGGGGACGGAUGGAAGGUGGGGCUGGCGGCCAUCUCCACCCCGGACGCCGCCUUGGACUUGUCGAGACUCACGAAUGCCGUCAACCCACGUGUGUUCAAGGUGGGCUGCAAGUUGGUGAACAGUUUGAGGGCCGACGCCGUCCCGUACCACCAUCAGACCACCAUGCAGAUCAAGGAUAUCAUGCACGAUCCCGGCGUGGUGGAUGGGGUGAGUCUGAUGAAAGUCCUCAUACGAAAAUCGCAGUUUUACGAGAUGAAAGAAGCGCAAGCGAAGAGUAAACGACUCUACGACCGGUUUCGGGUCACGUACGAAUGGGACGGCGAGGACCUGCGCAUGCUGGCCAAGGAGUUGGACGACAUCGCGUUGACGACUGGCAUGAUGUUCGUGGAAUGGCACGUGCACGUGACCAUGGCCAAGUUGAUGGGGUGGCUGGUGGAGACGGGGAAGGACAAGUACGCCUUGGGGCCCAAUCUCCGUUACGAACUCAUUUACAAGACGCAGAAGACGGGGAAUUAUUACAAAGACGUCAAGAACACGGAACUAAACAACCACGACCUGUGGAAAGUGGAAAGCGGCCUCCUGCAGUUGAGUCAGACCCUCAAUUGGCGCUUCAGCAACUUGAACGUGGCCUUCCGAAACGUGGUGGGGGAACCCUCGCGCACCUUUCUGGUCUACUCGGACCUGGUGGACAGCAAUAUCGUCGGUGGCCAACAACAUGCGCUGGUGCGCGAAGUGGAGUACCGGCGCCUAGGCCAGGGCGUGGCCUACUUUGAACCCUUGCACAUU
This is a messenger RNA of Porites lobata, 3715 nucleotides long. Lineage: Eukaryota; Metazoa; Cnidaria; Anthozoa; Scleractinia; Poritidae. The record is from the annotation of a GenBank genome assembly.